CCUCCCUUCCGCCUCUAUACUAUGUUCUCCUCCCUCUCUCAUGUUAAAUAGAUUACAGGGGAUUCACUUAUUUAAAGGCUUCGACAAAAGCUGUGUGUGCAAUAUUUUUAGGUUGGCUUAGAGAAAUUUAACCCACACAUUGUGAGCACAAAACUGGAGGAAUCUAAUUACAACCUAGCAAGCCAAACCCAGCCCAUCCUACACAGUCUGGACAUGGGACCUCACAUUGCCUUCCACGAAAGACUUCCUCAGUAGCUCCAGGAAAACAUCAGCUGCAGCAGCCUCGUCUGACCGUACGCCGACUGCAGCCUGGUGCAUUUUUUCUUUGCAGGAGACAGGAGCCUCACCGAGAGCUCCGCACACCGGUUCCCAAGCUGUCUCUUCGGCUGCUUCCCGCGAUUAUUAUGGACAAUGACGAGGACGAUGAUGGGAACUUCACCAAGUGGAUGAGCAGUUACUGGGGACAUGGGGUAGGGGAUGAACACACCAAAGAUAGGAAAAGGAGUUUUAAGAGGCCCUCGCGCAACAAAGCUGACCGCCGUGCCUCUUUGCCCUGCAUGUCUCAGUUGGAAGCCAUUCAGACGAAUCAUCUCCAUGCAAACAACAUGGUCCCUGUCCCUGUCCACCUAAAGGGCCGUGAGGAGAAGGAAAUGCAUUCACAUCCUCGUGCCCGCCGUGUGUCUUCAGAUGAAAACAGCCGACCCAAAGCGGGGGGACCUGAAAGUCACAUCAGCACCAUUCCAGAGCUCACUAAGUGCUUAGAGAAGAGGCUGCGUUUCAGUAACCAGAAGGGUGAUGCAGAAAGCAUAUGUCUUAUUUGCCAUGAAGAACUACGGAAUGGAAGGGGUGGCAUCCUAGAACUUCACUGUGGCCAUCAUUUUCAUAAAGAGAUAAAAUGGCCAGAGCAUGGCACACGUCCUCGUAGUGGGAGUUCUGCACCUGCUUGUGAGCGAAGAAAAGAGAUACCGUUCUGCCCUGGACAGGAGGAAUAUCGCUUACCCCAUCGCCAGUUCUCUUUACGUAGACAACGUUGAUUGUUUUUAGUUUAACAUACACUCUAAAAAAUAAAGGUUCUUUAUUGGCUUCAAUGGUUCCAUGCAGAACUUGUACCCGUUAUGUGGAACUUUUCUAUUGCAAAAAAGGUUCUUAAUAGUGGAAAAGGGUUCUUUAGAUUAUUAAAAUUUUACUUUUUAAAAGUAACCUUUUUAGAUUUUUAAGUGUACUUUAUGUAUGAAUAGUAUACAGUAAUCACUCAGUAUAUUAUCAAAAUACUUUUAAUUGUCAGUUUUACUUUGUGGUCAGCUCCAGAAACAAAAUGAACCACAUCUCUUGUUUACAGGAAAGUUUAGUCUUUUCCCCCCUUUUGAAAUCAAAAAAGCAAAGAGCAAUAGUAAUUACCAGCAUCACCUCCCCCCCCCCCACCCCAAGCCAUUUACAUUUUUUUUUUUUAAUAUUGCUGUUUCAAAUGGCAUGUUUUAGUACUUUUUGUGCUUUUCCUAUGGUAAGAAUCAUAUAAACAAUAAUAUGGUUAUGAUAGUCUAAAAUCAAAUUUUAUGUAAAUCAAAGUUAAUGUGCAUUGAUCCGAUAAACUGUUUUUAUUAUUCAUGGUCCUGUUGGAUUAGAAAACCAAACUGUGAAUACAAGAUUUUUUGGGGGGCUUAUUUUGGAUUUAGAAUUAUGGAUGCUGAAACUGUAAAUAUGACAAAUCAUCCUGACAUCCUGAAUUUGCAUAAAAUAUGUUGGGAGUGGCAGUUAUGAAGCUACAGUUUUUAUGCAUGCAGUUUCAUGCAUGCAGUAGUCAGAUUUAAAUUCUAUAUAUAUAUAUAUAAGUGGUCGACUGAUUCAUUGGUUUUUCCGAUUAAUUGGUUACUACCCCCCUUGUUCAAAUUGCUACCUGAUUGCCUAAUCCUAACCCCAACCCUACUCCUAACCCCUCCCACACACCUACUCCUUAACCUACCAAUUCUAGGGGGGUAAUAAUUCGGCAUGGGGUCGAAAUUGGGCACAACACCGGAACUAUCGGUUAUCGGCAAAAAUCCAUGCCGAUAGUUUUCUGGGUUGCAUCUGCUGCUGGAAUUGCUAAGAAGGGUCCACUGGCAUUAUACAGUAUGAGAACGGCCAUUAGAGGUUGAAAUUACUUACAGUACGUGUUGUUUAUUUUGACACGUGACACUGCGUGCUGCACAGAGCGGGAUACUCCAGAUGCACAUUUAAAUCCAGCCAACAGAAAAUCCUGCAGCAGAACAUAUGUAUCUAUAUGAAUGUAAUUGUAAUGCUAUGGCCUUGUGUAGAUAUUUAAAGAUGGCCAUCUUUAAGCAUGAAAUUAAAUGGUAAUGCUUAAAGGGUUAGUUCGCCCAAUUCGCAAGAUUAUGUCAUUAAUAACUUACCCUCAUGUUGUUCCAAACCCGUAAGACCUCCCUUUA
Carassius auratus (goldfish) is the source of this 2423-nucleotide messenger RNA. Its product is annotated as leukemia NUP98 fusion partner 1. The transcript is spliced from 4 exons. NCBI's taxonomy places the organism in Eukaryota, Metazoa, Chordata, Actinopteri, Cypriniformes, Cyprinidae. The record is from RefSeq and is a predicted model, not a curated record. Bases 405 to 1034 code for a protein of 209 amino acids.